UCUGGGGCAGCAGAAAGAGGAUGGGCAGAAAGAAGAAGCGGAUGUGGAGAACGAGGAGGGAGAACAGGCUGCCAUGGAGAUUGAUGAUGCGGAGGUAGCAGAGGACAGGAAGGACAAUGGAGGAGUGGAGAUGAUGUCAGCCGUCUCUCAGGUGGCUCUACAUGAGGAGGACCAAACAGAACACAUGGGUGCCAUGGAGGAAAGAACCCCUGAAUUGGCUUUAACCGACUCUCAGGAGAUGAAGACGAAGAAGAAAGCAAGAAGGGGCAAAAGGGGAAAGGGCAUAAAACGACAGAAGAAGACAGCUGAGCGCACACCAGCACUGGUCAUGGAGACUGACCGGCUCAGACUGGGGCAACCUCAGCAUAGCCAUGUCCAGCAGGCACAGGCAGGACAGAGGAGAGCCGUCAGAGGAGGAGGACCUGCGCCCAGGAGGGGACCCUGGACAUAUGAGAGUCCAGAGCACUGGUACCAGGGGCAGGACAGCAGGGGACGGAGAGGAGGCCAGAUGUGGUGGCCGGAGAGAGGAGGAGGAAGAGGAGGAGGAGGAGGAGGAGGAGGAGGAGGAGGCCAGAUGUGGUGGCCGGUGAGAGAAGAAGGAGGUUUCUAUGGAGAAUGGCCGAGGAAUGAAUGGAUCAGGGAAGGAGGAAAGAGAGAGUCUGAGAGACGCCGAGAGAAGAGGAAGAGGAAGUGGAAAUAGAUCGGAGAGCUGAUGAGAAAUGACACACUGACGUGGGGAGGAGAUGAAGAGCGGCAGUCACCCUGCCAGCACACUACAGCAAGCACAGAGGAGCAAACACGGAGGAGGA
Alosa alosa (allis shad) is the source of this 809-nucleotide messenger RNA. Its product is annotated as mRNA 3'-end-processing protein yth-1-like. The transcript is spliced from 4 exons. The record is from RefSeq and is a predicted model, not a curated record. The coding region runs from base 74 to 700 and encodes 208 amino acids. NCBI's taxonomy places the organism in Eukaryota, Metazoa, Chordata, Actinopteri, Clupeiformes, Clupeidae.